AUGAGAGUCACCAUCCUUCUCGCUGGCCUCGCUGCCAUCAUCCCCUUCUCCAUGGCCGAAGAACUUGAUGCCGACGAUGUCCCUUCAACAUGCAGGACCAUCUGCCAGCCCAUCGUCGACCUAAGCAACGCAUGCGACAUCGACCCCAAAGAGAACAAAACAAAAGAUAAAAGAGGCGAUUUUCUACUUGUAGCAAGAAGCAAGGCUGAAGAGGCUAUCGAGGCAAACUGCAUUUGUACAAACAAGAGCUUCGAUAAGAUGAUGAAGCAAUGCGACUUCACAUCCACUUCGUACGUGAGCGCAGCAACGAGUGUCGUCUCUGGUAUUUCAGUGGAGGCGACAAAGCCGGCUUCAACAGAUAUCCCUCAGAGUACUACUAUCCCGAGCAGCACUGCUACAGAUGCAGCGGUUUCUACUACUGAGACAGCUGGAAGUAAUGCUGGCAAGAUUGUGGUUUCUAUCAUGGCUGUUACAUGGGCCAAUUUCAUGUUGGCGUUUUUAUUGUAA
Messenger RNA from Fusarium graminearum PH-1, 507 nucleotides. RefSeq lists its product as uncharacterized. NCBI's taxonomy places the organism in Eukaryota, Fungi, Ascomycota, Sordariomycetes, Hypocreales, Nectriaceae. The transcript is spliced from 2 exons. The record is from RefSeq and is a predicted model, not a curated record. The coding region runs from base 1 to 507 and encodes 168 amino acids.